This is a messenger RNA of Seminavis robusta, 450 nucleotides long. Lineage: Eukaryota; Bacillariophyta; Bacillariophyceae; Naviculales; Naviculaceae. The record is from the annotation of a GenBank genome assembly.
AUGACACGCCUUUGCUUUGCCCUCCUCGCCAUCUUGACCGUUGCCACGGCCUUCACAACCCCCGCUCCAUUGAAGUCGGUCGCCCACAGCAAGCCCCUUUUCAUGUUUUCGGCAGAAGAUGGCAAAGCCAGUGCGGAAAAGAGCAAAGGACUCUCAGAGGUUGCUCCCGGUGAAUCAGCCGAUGCCCUGCAAGAAACAACCGCUAUGGAAGCUACCUCGAUAGAAGAACUUGCAUCCACUCCUCAGAAAGAGACCAUGAUGGUCAAAAACCGCAACACUGGAGAAAUGAUGGAAGUUGAAGUGAAUGAAUCUUAUCUGGCAAACGCCAAACUUGAAUUGAACUGGUGGGCAUGGGGUUUAUUUGUCGCUCUUCCUUUUAUCCUCUUGGCCAAUGAUGUCUUGCAUUUCAUCCCCGCCGAUGGUCCUUUGAAAGCGUUCGUCAAGUACUAA